Molecule: messenger RNA, 5258 nt
Organism: Cololabis saira (Pacific saury)
Lineage: Eukaryota; Metazoa; Chordata; Actinopteri; Beloniformes; Belonidae
Product: collagen alpha-1(XVIII) chain-like
Exons: 41
Coding region: 99-5222 (1707 amino acids)
Molecular function (GO): protein binding
Source: RefSeq, a predicted model, not a curated record
UGCAGAGGGAGGGUCCCUGACUGAGCAGCCGUGUCUCCCAGCCGUCGUCCAGUGGAUGUUCUGGUUCAGGUGCUGCUUCGGGGGAACCAGGGACCAGCAUGUUCACCAUCCAGAUGUGGCCACUUCUCUUGGUUCUCUGUGCUGGGAGCACGGAGGCCUGGUUCUGGAAACCAGGUCAACAACCCAGUGCAAAAGGUCCAGGAACUAAAGUAGCUCCAGGAAUCACAGGAGCUCCAGGAACCACAGGACCUCCAGGAACUGCAGAAGCUCCAGGAACUGCAGACGCUCCAGGAACUACAGGAGCUCUGGGAACUGCAGACGCUCCAGGAACUACAGGAGCUCCAGGAACUACAGGAGCUCUGGGAACUGCAGAAGCUCCAGGAACUACAGGAGCUCUGGGAACUGCAGAAGCUCCAGGAACUACAGGAGCUCCAGGAACUACAGGAGCUCCAGGAACUGCAGAAGCUCCAGGAACUACAGGAGCUCCAGGAACUGCAGAAGCUCCAGGAACUACAGGAGCUCUGGGAACUGCAGAAGCUCCAGGAACUACAGGAACUCCAGGAACUGCAGGAGCUCUGGGAACUACAGGAACUGCAGAAGCUCCAGGAACUGCAGAAGCACCAGGAACUACAGAAAGUCCAGGAACUGCAGAAGCUCCAGGAACUACAGGAGUUCUGGGAACUGCAGAAGUUUCAGGAGCUCCAGGAACUACGGGAGCUCCAGGAACUGCGGGAGCAACUGCAGGAACUGCAGAAGCUCCAGAAACUACGGGAGCUCCAGGAACUGCGGGAGCAACUGCAGGAACUGCAGAAGCUCCAGGAACUGCAGAAGCUCCAGGAACUACAGAAGUUCCAGGAACUACAGGAGCUUCAGAAACUACAGAAGUUCCAGAAAAUACAGGAACUACAGAAGCUCCAAAAACUACAGGAGCUUCAGAAAAUACAGGAACUACAGAAGCUCCAGGAACUGCAGGAGCUCCAGAAACUACAGGAACUACAAAAACCCCAGGAGCUAAAGAAGAUACAGGAACUACAGAAGCUCCAGGAACUGCAGAAACUACAGACACUAAAGAUGCUCCAGGAACUACAGAAGCUCCAGGAACUACAGAAACUACAGAAACUAAAGACGCUCCAGGAACUACACAAGCCCCAGGAACUACACAAGCCCCAGGAGAGACCAAUGCUACCGCAGGUGCGGCUACCACGAGCAGCGACGCAGGACUGAAGGAGGACGGCCUCGUAACCGGGGAGGAAAUCACCAGCGUGGCCACAGGAACUCGUAAGUCUGUGGACGCGUGGGACGCCAGCCCGCCCGGCGCUACGCCUACCGGGACGGCUAAACCAGAAGGAAAAGUCGUGAGCUUGCUGCAGCUGAUUGGAGACCCUCCCGGGGACGAGAUCCUGAAGGUGUCCAAGCCGGACGGGGAGCCGUCCUACCGGUUCAGCCCUGGGGUGACGACGGGGCAGCCGGCGCUGGCCCACGUCCCCAACCCCCUGUACCGCCACUUCUCCCUCAUCUUCAACAUCAUGCCCACCACCCCCGCCGCCUCCGUGCUUUUCUCCAUCACGGACGGGAACCAGAGGUUCAUGUACAUCGGGCUGAAGCUCAGCGCCGUGAAGAAGGGCCGCCAGAUGGUGCAGUUCUUCUACACGGAGCCGGACUCGGAGGAGUCGUACGAGGCGGCCAGCUUUGAGGUGCCGAGCCUGGUGGACACCUGGACUCCCAUGGCGCUGUCCGUCUACGAGGAUAAGGUCACCUUCUACCCGGACUGUGACAAGGAGCCUCAGGUGGUGAAGUUCGAGCGCUCGCCAGACCCCAUGGAUCUGGACCGCGGCGCCGGGAUCUUUGUGGGUCAGGCAGGAGGAGCCGACCCCGACCAGUACGAGGGUUUCAUCUCCACUCUGAAACUGGUGGGAGACCCUCGGGCAGCUGAGCAGUUCUGCGACUUUGACGACGCAGAAGAAGCUUCCGGCGACUUCGGCAGCGGCGACAGCAGCAAGAGUCAGAGAGGACAGGGUGUUAAGACCACUCCCCCAAGUCUGCGUCCCGUCCCCGAGCCCCCGCUGGUCGCCUCAAAGGGAGACAGAGUCACACAGACAGGUCCUGGCGGUGCCAAAGGUGAGAAAGGCGACAGAGGAGAGAGAGGCUUCAAGGGAGACGCGGGCCCCGCGGGGCCAAAGGGAGAGUCAGGUAGCAGCUCCGGCUCUCGGGGGGGAGGACAAGGAUCCAAGGGAGAAAAAGGUGAAAAAGGUGGCUCUGGUACCGGGUACCCCGGCAAACAAGGCGAGCGUGGGGCUCGGGGACCCCCCGGCCCACCAGGACCUUCGGGGGAGGGGGUCCAACCCGGGGACGGUUCUGUGCAGCAGGGGGGCAGAGCUCGCGGACCCAAGGGGCCUCCCGGUUCGGAGGGCCCGCCAGGACCUGCAGGGAGAGAUGGGGAGCCUGGGGAUCCUGGAGAGGACGGGAAAACCGGUCCUGCUGGGCCAAAGGGCAUUCCAGGAGUCCCAGGAGGCUCUGGUGCCAAGGGACAAAAGGGGGAAGGCUCUCCUGGACCAAGAGGCCCCCCAGGUCCUCCAGGACCUCCUGGACCUGGCACUGGUGAUCGUGCAACAUUCGUGGACAUGGAGGGUUCUGGAUUCCCAGACUUGGACAGAAUCCGGGGCCCCCCGGGUCUUCCAGGUCCUCCCGGCCCCCCCGGGAUCCCUGGGAAUUCGGCAUCCCUGGGGUCUGAUGGCACAGUAGCAUUUGGACCUCCUGGCCCACCGGGACAAGACGGGGCCCCUGGUUUCCCCGGCCCCCCAGGUCCUGCUGGUGCACCUGGUCGACCUGGAUCCACCGGAGUAAAGGGUGACGGUGGGGAGCUUGGUCUUCCAGGACCAGCUGGAGAAAAGCAAGAUGCUGAAGACUCCAACUUUUUCGACAACCUCUUCUCUUACUUUGCUCCGUGCUCCUCAGCGUGUAAGGGGUGGCAGGGCUCUAGGGGCGACCUGGGCCAGACAGGUAAAGCAGGGCAGACGGGUCUAGCAGGACUCCCAGGCCCGAUGGGACCAGUCGGGCCUCCGGGCCCACCGGGGCCUCCAGGGCCGGCCCACGGCGGCGUCAGUACCGACCAAGAGGGGCAUGAGGUGCCAAACGGCUCCCCCAGACUCCGAGGCCCACCCGGGCCACAGGGUCCUCCUGGUAUCGCAGGUCUGCCUGGAAAGCCAGGUCUGCCAGGUGACCAUGGCGACAGAGGAGCAGAAGGCCCGCGAGGACCUCCUGGAGUCUCAGGCGUGGAUGGAUAUCCUGGAGCGGCGGGUCCAAGAGGAGACAGAGGAGAGAAAGGAGAGGCGGGUCUCCCAGGGCGAGAUGGCGGUCCACCUGGACCUCCAGGGCCUCCCGGACCUCCAGGACACACAACACGAGAUGGCGGCCAGGGUCACGCCGGGUUCCCGGGUCCCGUGGGUCCAAAAGGAGAUAAAGGGGACGCAGGCCCAGAAGGAUAUGCACCCAAGGGCCAGAAAGGAGAACCCGGCAUCAUCUAUGAUUCUGAAGGGAAACCCCUGUACCUGGGAGGUUUGGCGGGAGCGCAGGGUGAGAGGGGAAGUCCUGGCCCAGAGGGACCGCCAGGUCCACAAGGUCCGUUCGGCCUGAAGGGGGAGAUCGGUUUCCCUGGAAGACCGGGUCGACCAGGACUGAACGGCGCCAAAGGAGAGAGCGGAGAUUCAAGCGGAUAUGGUUACCCUGGUCCUCCAGGUCCUCCAGGACCCCCAGGACCUCCGGGACCUUUUGGCUCCGACGACAGAUCCAGAGGAUAUGAUGACAACUCGCGGUACUACGGUACCAAAGGAGAGAAAGGAGAUCGAGGACCACCAGGUGUAGUGGAAAUUCCAGGUUUUGGGACCAGCCUUGACUUCUACACUCUGAAGAACGAGCUGAAAGGUGAUAGCGGGCUGAAGGGAGAGAAAGGUGAACCGGGGGGAGGAUAUUACGACCCUCGUUAUGGACAGAGCGGCGCUGGAUAUCCAGGACCUCCCGGACCUCAGGGCCCCAAAGGAGACUCCGUCAUCGGCCCAGAGGGCCCUACUGGGCCUCCUGGACCACCCGGGAGAGGCUACGAUGGCCGGCCGGGACCACCAGGGCCUCCCGGGCCUCCAGGAUCAUCCAGAGGCGGAGGACAGUCUAUCAGCAUUCCUGGACCCCCGGGACCACCUGGAACUCCAGGACUACCUGGAACUUCUUCAGGGGUGACGGUGUUCAGGUCUUACGACAUCCUGACGGCUACAGGGAGGAGACAGCCUGAAGGCUCGCUGGUCUACGUCCUGGAGCAGAUGGACCUCUACCUGCGGGUCCGAGAUGGACUUCGUCAAGUCCAGCUCGGGGGCUACAUCGCUUUGCCAACGGUGGAGGAUAAUGUUGUUGCAGCUGCGGAGCCGCCACCAGUUGUACCUUUCUACCCGGAUCAGCGGUACAACACUGACUCUGGGAGACCGGAGGCUCCGGUCCAGCCCCCGCCACAGCCGGACCCCCGUCAGAACCCCUACAACGAUCCCCGGUACCGCUACCCAGAGCAGUACCCCGUUCCCACGGAUCCCAGGUAUCCCAGUUAUACUGACCGGAUAACCCAGCCCGACAGGCCCUACGCUUUCCCGGUCACCCCGAUCCAGAGGCGUCCCCCUCCCGUGCCCCAGGCCCCGGUCCACCGCCACUCGUCAGGCCCGGCACUGCACCUGAUAGCGCUGAACGGCCCUCACACCGGCGCCAUGCGCGGCAUCCGCGGCGCGGACUUCAAGUGCUUCAGCCAGGCCCAGGCCCUCGGGAUGAAGGGAACCUUCCGGGCCUUCCUGUCCUCCCGGCUCCAGGACCUCAGCAGCAUCGUCCGCAGCAAUGACAGGGACUCGGUGCCCAUCGUCAACCUGAAGGAUGAGGUUCUGUUCGACAGCUGGAACAGCAUCUUCAGUGACAGCAGAAUGAAGGACGUCUCCAUCUACUCCUUUAACGGGAAGGACGUCCUCAGAGACGACACCUGGCCGGAGAAGAUGAUAUGGCACGGCUCGUCCACCAGCGGUAAGCGGCAUGACAACAACUUCUGCGACACGUGGCGCAUCGGCGACCAGGCGGGGACCGGCAUGGCGGCGGGGCUGAGCAGCGGCAGCCUGGUGGAGCAGAGCUCCAGCAGCUGCUCCAGCUCCUACGUGGUGCUCUGCAUCGAGAACAGCUACAUCGGCCACUCCAGGAGAUAGAACCACCAUGGACUGACCACACACACACACACACAC